CCUCUUGUUCCUUCUCUCAUUGGCCCGUCAGCUGUGCUCGGCGUGUUCCCGGACACCUCGUGUCUCGUAAGAUUGCGAAAUCACCGACAAUGGAGGAGGUUACGAAGCUGGAACACCUGUCUCUGGUGUCGAAGAUUUGCACAGAGCUGGAAAAUCACUUGAGUUUGAACGACAAAGACUUGGCCGAAUUUAUUAUUCAUCUGGCCGAGAAAAACAACACAUUCGCAACGUUCAAGAAGGUAUUGAUCGAGAAUGGGGCCGAGUUUCCGGAUUCCUUCAUGGCGAAUCUCUUGAGGAUAAUACAGCACAUGAAGCCUGCCAGAGCGGAGAAGCCGUCCGUGAGUAAGCAGGAUGAACUGGCUGAAAAAUUUCCCGCAUUAGCGCUGCCGAACGAGGAGCGUUUGAGCAGGAAGGACGACGAGGAUAUCGUGAACGACGUAAUGGCCUCUCUGGAAGCGUUCGCGCCGUCGAGUAAGAAGCGAGCAACCGCGAGCAGCGAGAGGAGCAACGGGCAGGAGGAAAGGAGAAGCAAACGCGCGAGAAGAUCGCGAGACGGACGGAGGCGACACAGAUCGCGUUCCCGGCGCAGAUCGAAAGAUCGAACGCGGCGAGAAGGUCGCAGGAGGUCGUUGUCGCGCAGACACUCGAGGAGACGUUCGAGGUCCGUCGAGGAGCAGCUCUCCGUGGAGCCGGAAGUGGGUAAGAUUUACGCCGGUAAAGUGGCGAACAUCGUGCCGUUCGGCUGCUUCGUCUCGCUGGAGGGCCUGAAGCGCAGGUGGGAGGGCCUGGUGCACAUCUCGCAAUUGAGGAGGGAGGGCCGCGUGGCCAACGCGAGCGACGUGGUCUCCAGGGGCCAGAGGGUCCUCGUGAAGGUCCUCAGCGUCGGCGGGCAGAAGGUGUCGCUGAGCAUGAAGGACGUGGAGCAGGAGACCGGCCGCGACCUGAAUCCCGUCGUGCCGAUCGCGAAGGCCGAGGAGGACGAGAAGCACCUGCGCAAUCCGGACCGGCCGACGUCGCUGCUGGAGCUGCAGGGGAAUUACGACGAGGACGAGACGUACUCGCGCAAGCGCGUGCAACGGCUCUCCUCGCCGGAGAAGUGGGAGAUCAAGCAGAUGCUGGCGGCCUCGUGCAUCGACAGGAGCGAGCUGCCGGAGUUCGACACGGAGACGGGCAUCCUGCCGCGCGAGGACGACGAGGAGGAGGACGUGGAGAUCGAGCUGGUGGAGGAGGAGCCGCCGUUUCUGCACGGCCACGGCAGGGCGCUCGGCGACCUCAGCCCCGUGCGCAUCGUCAAGAACCCGGACGGCUCGCUGGCGCAGGCGGCGAUGAUGCAGAGCGCCCUGGCGAAGGAGCGCAGGGAGCAGAAGAUGCUGCAGCGCGAGCAGGAGAUGGACUCGGUGCCCACCGGGCUGAACAAGAACUGGAUCGACCCGCUGCCGGAGGCGGAGAGCAGAACCCUGGCGGCGAACAUGCGCGGCAUCGGCCUGCAGACGCAGGACCUGCCCGAGUGGAAGAAGCACGUGAUAGGCGGCAAGAAGUCCUCCUUCGGCAAGAAGACCAACCUGACGCUGCUGGAGCAGCGGCAGAGCCUGCCGAUCUACAAGCUGCGCGACGACCUCGUAAAGGCCGUGACGGACAAUCAGAUCCUGAUAGUGAUCGGCGAGACCGGCUCGGGCAAGACUACGCAGAUCACGCAGUACCUGGCGGAGGCGGGGUUCACGGCGCGCGGCAAGAUCGGCUGCACCCAGCCGAGGCGCGUCGCCGCGAUGAGCGUGGCGAAGCGGGUGGCCGAGGAGUUCGGCUGCUGCCUCGGCCAGGAGGUCGGCUACACGAUCCGCUUCGAGGACUGCACCGGCCCGGAGACCAGCAUCAAGUACAUGACCGACGGUAUGCUGCUGCGCGAGUGCCUGAUGGACCUCGACCUCAAGAUGUACUCGGUGAUAAUGCUGGACGAGGCGCACGAGCGCACGAUUCACACCGACGUGCUGUUCGGCCUGCUGAAGCAAGCGGUCGGCCGGCGGCCCGACCUCAAGCUGAUCGUCACCAGCGCCACCCUCGACGCCGUAAAGUUCUCCCAGUACUUCUUCGAGGCGCCGAUAUUCACGAUACCCGGCCGCACCUUCGAGGUCGAGGUGAUGUACACGAAGGAGCCGGAGACGGACUAUCUCGACGCCGCCCUCAUCACCGUCAUGCAGAUCCACCUGCGCGAGCCGCCGGGCGACAUUCUGCUCUUCCUCACCGGCCAGGAGGAGAUCGACACCGCGUGCGAGAUACUUUACGAGCGCAUGAAGUCGCUCGGCCCGGACGUGCCGGAGCUGAUCAUCCUGCCGGUCUACUCGGCCCUACCCUCGGAGAUGCAGACGAGGAUAUUCGAGCCGGCGCCGCCCGGCUCGCGCAAGGUCGUCAUCGCGACGAACAUCGCCGAGACCAGCCUGACGAUCGACGGCAUCUACUACGUGGUGGACCCGGGCUUCGUCAAGCAGAAGGUCUACAAUUCCAAGACCGGCAUGGACAGCCUGAUCGUCACGCCGAUCAGCCAGGCGGCGGCGAAGCAGCGCGCCGGCCGGGCGGGCCGGACCGGCCCCGGUAAGUGCUACCGCUUGUACACGGAACGGGCGUAUCGCGACGAGAUGCUGCCGACGCCGGUGCCGGAGAUCCAGCGCACGAAUCUCGCCACGACGGUGCUGCAGCUCAAGACGAUGGGCAUCAACGAUCUCCUGCACUUUGACUUUAUGGACGCGCCGCCGGUCGAGUCGCUCAUCAUGGCGUUGGAGUCGCUGCACAGCCUGAGCGCCCUGGACAACGAGGGCCUGCUGACGCGUCUCGGCCGACGGAUGGCCGAGUUCCCCCUCGAGCCGAACCUCUCCAAGAUGCUGAUCAUGAGCGUCCACCUCCAGUGCUCCGACGAGAUUCUCACCAUCGUCAGCAUGCUCUCCGUGCAGAACGUCUUUUACCGGCCCAAGGACAAGCAGGCCCUGGCCGAUCAGAAGAAGGCCAAGUUCAAUCAGGCCGAGGGCGAUCACUUGACGCUGCUGGCGGUCUACAACUCCUGGAAGAACAAUAAGCUGAGCAACGCCUGGUGUUACGAGAACUUUGUGCAGAUACGGACGCUGAAGCGCGCCCAGGACGUGCGCAAGCAGCUCUUGGGUAUAAUGGACCGGCACAAAUUGGACGUUGUGUCGGCCGGCAAGAACACCGUGCGCAUACAGAAAGCGGUCUGCUCCGGCUUCUUCAGGAAUGCCGCGAAGAAGGAUCCGCAGGAGGGAUACAGGACGCUCGUCGACAGCCAGGUGGUUUACAUACAUCCGAGCAGCGCGCUCUUCAAUCGCCAGCCGGAGUGGGUGAUCUACCACGAGCUGGUGCAGACUACCAAAGAGUACAUGAGAGAAGUGACGACCAUCGACCCCAAGUGGCUGGUGGAGUUUGCGCCGGCGUUCUUCAAAUUUAGCGACCCCACCAAGCUCAGCAAAUUUAAGAAAAAUCAGAGACUGGAGCCGCUUUACAACAAGUACGAGGAGCCGAAUGCAUGGAGGAUAUCCAGGGUUCGCAGACGGCGCAAUUAACUUUUCAUUUCAAAACGAGCGAUUGGACUGGUAGAUACUUUUAUUGCGACAAGAAGCAUUUCGUGUGUGUGUGUGUAUUCAUCUCGCUUAGGAAACAAGUGACGAAAACAAUCUGUAAUGUUGCGAACGUUUAGAUUCGAUAUUUUUUAUUAUCCUUGUAUAAACAGACAUCAUAGAAAACGUGAUGCGAAACGUAUUAUAUACAAGAAUGCAGCUGUAAGAUGAAGAUUAUUUACAAAUUGCGUGUAUAUAUACUUGUAAACAUUUUGUAAAUAUAAAUGUAUCGAUUCACGUUGUGUAUCUCUGGUGUAUUCCUCCGGUAUAUUCGUAAACCUGCUUUUUCCGCUAAAAUAUAUAUAUAAAUUCUAAUAAUCAGUCUUUCAGAAAAGAGGACAGUUUUGUGAGAUUACAAGUUUUCAGUCUUUUCCCUCUUGAUUGAUUAUUAAAUUUAUUAAAUAAAUACAUUCUCGAUAAACAUUCAAUAAGAUGACAGGUGGAAGAACAUUUAUUUAUUUAUUUUUUUUCCUUUCACUCGUUCUUCGCUUUUUUUUUCUUUUAGAUUGCACUGUAGUAAUAACCGAGUCAAUUAUUCGUGGACGCAUAUACAUACAACGCGAAACUCGAUCGAAGUACGUGUUUGUAUACAAAAGGAAUCCGUAAGAAAUUUAUAAUCUUUCAGAAAAGACGAAUCGAUAUAUGUAUAUAUUGUAGUCAGGAAAUAUCACUUCUCGCUUCCGUGCUUGAGAUUCGGUUUCUUUUGUUUUUAUAUGGUAGUUCAAUAAUACUAUUUCUUGGCUCGAACUGGUAUAAAGUGCAUUCUCGGAAAAAACA
Dinoponera quadriceps is the source of this 4394-nucleotide messenger RNA. RefSeq names its product ATP-dependent RNA helicase DHX8 (gene pea). The record is from RefSeq and is a predicted model, not a curated record. Gene Ontology annotation, molecular function: RNA binding; RNA helicase activity; ATP binding. Bases 90 to 3563 code for a protein of 1157 amino acids. Lineage: Eukaryota; Metazoa; Arthropoda; Insecta; Hymenoptera; Formicidae. The transcript has a single exon. Gene Ontology annotation, cellular component: catalytic step 2 spliceosome; intracellular anatomical structure. Gene Ontology annotation, biological process: mRNA splicing, via spliceosome; spliceosomal complex disassembly.